AUGCAAGAUUUGUGGCUUGCAAAAAUCGACUGGGACGACGAUGUCCCGCAAUCAAUUCAAGAAGAUUGGGAACGUUAUUGCUAUGAGCUUCCCGAUCUCUCAAGCUUAAAAAUUCCUCGCUGGAUCGGACUAACCCAAUCUCACUGCGCGAUGGAACUACACGGCUUCGCAGACGCUUCGCAACGCGCGUAUUCCGCAGUCGUCUAUUUACGCGUUCUAAAAUUGCCAACCGACACUUCAGUAUCGUUAAUCGCGGCAAAAUCUAGAGUCACGCCGUUAAAAACCGUUGCUAUUCCAAGACUAGAAUUGAACGGAAUAGUAUUGCUCGUUCGGCUUCUCGAGUACGUACGGGAAGCUCUCAAAAUCGAAAAAAUUCCGGUGCACGGCUGGACCGAUUCCACCGUCGCCCUUUCCUGGCUUACGCAGCAUCCGUCGCGUUGGAAGCCCUGGAGCAAACUUCUCCGCGUCACAGGCUUAUUAUUUUUCUGGCUCAACAAAUUUCGAGCACAAAAACGCGAUCCGAAUCGCGUACCCCCAGCGCAUUUUACCGACAGUGUCCAAGCCGCGCGCGAUUUUUGGAUACGAAAAAUUCAAAACGAACAUUUCGCCGCGGAAAUUCGCGCCCUACAGGAAAAAGAGCCACUGCCUCGCGCGACCGAUCUUAAAGCUCUCAACCCUUUCCUCGACGGAAAGGGCCAGUUGCGUCUUGGUGGGCGGUUGCGCCACUCGUUCUUAUCGUAUGACGAGCGCUAUCCGCUGAUUUUACCGCGUCAUCAUGUCAGCGAAUUAAUUAUCGACCAAACGCACUCGCGAUCAUUACACGGCGGUCCACAGCUGACCCUUCGUCUCUUACGACAAAAUUAUUGGAUUCUCGGCGCGAGAUCCCUCGUCAAAUCUCGAAUAAACCGAUGUUUAAACUGUGCUCGCGAACGCGCAGUCUCUGCCAGUCAACUCAUGGGCGACCUUCCGUCCCCACGUGUCAACCCCUCGCCGCCAUUCUCUCAUUGCGGCGUGGACUACGCUGGCCCAUUUCACAUUACUCCGUUUGUCGGACGCGGACAAAAAUCGCGCAAGUACUACGUUGCACUGUUCGUAUGUCUCGCAACACGCGCAGUUCAUCUCGAAUACGUCGACGAUUACGCGACUUCCGGCUUUAUUGCCGCUUUUCAACGCUUCGUAAGCCGGCGCGGUCUUCCCUCCGACAUGUACAGCGAUAACGGUACGAACUUUCAAGGAGCCGACAAUGAACUACGUCGCGCUUUCCUUUCUACACUUAAAAAUCCCGAUUUACAUGCAAAAUUCGAAACGGACGGGAUCCGCUGGCAUUUCAUCCCCGCUUCCGCGCCUCAUUUCGGCGGCCUCUGGGAAGCUGGCGUCAAAAGCUUCAAACAUCAUUUGAAAAGAGUUGUCGGCACUCACACGCUUUCUCAACUCGAAUUUUCCACGUUAUUAUGCGCAAUCGAAGCGUGUUUAACUUCACGCCCCCUCGCGCCUUUGAGCGACGAUCCGGACAAUUUCGACGCGCUCACUCCGGGUCAUUUUCUAAUCGGUAGACCCUUACUUAGCGUACCCGAGCCAUCGCUGCUCGAACUCAAUGAAAAUCGUUUGUCUCGCUGGCAAAAGGUCCUCGCCAUGCGCGAACACAUUUGGAAGGCCUGGAGCCACGAUUAUUUACAUACGCUACAGCAACGCGCAAAAUGGCAAAAAGCAUCGCGAUCUGUGCAAGUCGAUGCACUUGUCCUAUUAAAAAACGAGCAGCUCCUCCCGUGCCGCUGGGAGUUAGCCAGGGUUGUCGCUACCCAUCCGGGCCCCGAUGGUUUCGUGCGCGUCGUCACAUUGCGAACCGCGAAGACCCAGCUCAAGCGCCCUAUCGCUAAAGUCUGUCCCCUUCUGCACGCGAGCGAUUCCGCGUAA
Messenger RNA from Venturia canescens, 1914 nucleotides. RefSeq lists its product as uncharacterized. The coding region runs from base 1 to 1914 and encodes 637 amino acids. The record is from RefSeq and is a predicted model, not a curated record. The transcript has 2 exons. Lineage: Eukaryota; Metazoa; Arthropoda; Insecta; Hymenoptera; Ichneumonidae. Gene Ontology annotation, biological process: DNA integration. Gene Ontology annotation, molecular function: nucleic acid binding.